Molecule: messenger RNA, 1993 nt
Organism: Tripterygium wilfordii
Lineage: Eukaryota; Viridiplantae; Streptophyta; Magnoliopsida; Celastrales; Celastraceae
Product: periplasmic beta-glucosidase-like
Exons: 9
Coding region: 16-1896 (626 amino acids)
Biological process (GO): glucan catabolic process
Molecular function (GO): beta-glucosidase activity
Source: RefSeq, a predicted model, not a curated record
CUGCAAGGAAGAAUUAUGUCUCAGUACGAGAGAGAGAAGCAAGGAACUAAUCAAAUUUGUGGAGUAGAUGAUUCUUGCUGUGUCUACAAAGACCCCAACCAGUCAGUGGAGGCUAGGGUGAAAGAUCUCCUCUCCCGAAUGACGUUGAGGGAGAAAGCUGCCCAGAUGCUCACCAUUGAGAAAACUUGUGCUGAUUUCUCUGUGAUCAAGGACCUCUCUCUAGGAGGUUUCUUUGUGGCCAUGCCCUAUCAUUACCCUGAUAUAAUCGAUUCUCCAACGGACUUGGUGAAUAUGAUGGAAUCAGCCCAGAACGAAGCACUUGCAUCACGUCUAGGUAUACCUAUCUUCUGUUGUAAUGAUGCUAUGCAUGGUGAAGCUAUGGUUCACGGUGCCACUGUCUUCCCUCAUAAUAUUGGACUUGGAGCAGCUAGAGAUGCAGACUUGGUCCAACGGAUUGGAGCGGCUACAGCCUUAGAGGCCAGAGCAGUAGGCAUGAAUUAUAUUUUCAGUCCUAACCUGGCAGUAAUGAGGGAUCUGAGGUGGGGGAGAUGUUUUGAGAGUUUCAGUGAGGAUCCUGAACUUGUUCGAAGCAUGACUUCAUUUAUUUCUGGUUUACAAGGGGUGCCACCAGAAGGACACCCUCAAAACUAUCCUUUUGUAGGAGGAAGAAGAAAAGUUCUUGGUUGUGCCAUGCAUUUUGUGGGGGCCGGGGGCCCUGAAUUCGGUUUAAUGGAAGGUGACACGAAAUGCUCCUUUUCUGACUUGGAGACGAUCCAUAUGACACCUUAUUUGGAUGCUUUGGCUAGAGGAGUUUCCACAGUUAUGCUUUCUUAUACUGCUUGGAAUGGAAUCAGACUUCACGAACAACAUUUUCUCAUUACAAAUAUAUUGAAAGAGAAGCAUGGUUUCAAGGGUUUUGUAAUCUCAGACUGGGAAGGCAUUGAUACCAUAAGUGAUCCUUACAGAGCAGAUUAUAGGUAUUGUGUUGCUGCUUCCUUUAACGCAGGAGUUGACAUGGUUUUUGAACCCUACAGACAUGAAGAAUUCAUGGAUACUUUGACAUCUUUAGUUGAAUCAGGAGAUAUUUCUAUGGCCAGGAUUGAUGAUGCUGUCGAACGGAUUUUGGGAAUCAAAUUCAUUGCUGGACUCUUUGAACAUCCUCUUGCUGAUAGAGAAUUGCUAGACACAGUAGGUUGCAAGGCACAUAGGGACCUUGCUCGUGAAGCUGUCCGGAAGUCCCUAGUUCUGUUGAAGAAUGGGAAAGAUAAAAAUAAACCACUACUUCCUCUGGAUAAAAAGGCCAAAAGAAUUCUGGUAGCUGGAAGACAUGCUGAUGAUCUCGGGUAUCAGUGUGGAGGGUGGACAAUGACCAAAUACGGAACAAGCGGCAGAAUCACUAUAGGCACAACUAUCUUGGAGGCAAUUAAAGAAGCUGUAGCAGACAGAACAGAAGUAAUCUAUGAACCAGACCCUUCCCCAGCCACAUUCGAUGGCAAAGAAUUUUCUUAUGCAAUUGCUGUUGUUGGAGAACCAGCAUAUGCUGAAAGCAAAGGCUACAACACAGAACUCACAAUUCCAUUCAAUGGAAUUGACAUUAUAAAUCUGGUAUGCGAUAAUGUUCCAACCUUGGUGGUUCUAAUCUCAGGAAGACCUUUAGUCUUGGAAACAAAUCUGCUGGAGAAGAUGGAUGCACUAGUCGCUGCGUGGUUGCCUGGCAGCGAAGGCAGGGGAAUAACAGAUGUGGUAUUUGGAGACUAUGAAUUCCAAGGGUUGCUCCCGGUGACUUGGUUGAAAAAAGCAGAACAGUUGCCCAUGAAUUAUGGACAUCAAUCUUAUGAUCCUUUGUUUCCUUUAGGCUAUGGACUUAGGAUGGGUCCGAACAAAUGUAAUGAGUGAUCAGAGUCCAUCAGGAUUUAGUUUUGUUAUCAUUUUGUUCAUGUUAUGUGGAUCUGGUUAUCUGCUUAAUGUUGAUACUUACCAGUUUGUGUUGAAA